GUGCGACACGAAAAUUGCCUUCGCUGCAAGUUCUAUUCCCUUUUGCAUCCGUUUUUUAGUCGAUUCUGUGCCAGGUCCUUUACUUUUGGCGGUGUAUAGUGAAACAUGUCAUACUCGAACGAUAACAGGGAAGAAAAUUGGAGUGGGAAGGCUCCUAAGAAUGGGACUGAUGAACGUCCUGAAGGAGAAGCUGAGGACCGUGGUAACUACGAUGGACCACCAGGCAUGGACCCUGAUGGUGUCAUCGAGUCCAACUGGGACAAGAUUGUCGAUAACUUCGAUGAGAUGAAGUUGAAGGAGAAGUUGUUGCGUGGUAUCUAUGCUUAUGGUUUUGAGCGUCCCUCAGCCAUUCAGCAGCGUGCCAUCUUGCCCUGUAUCAUGGGACAUGAUGUGAUUGCUCAAGCCCAGUCUGGUACUGGUAAGACGGCGACUUUCGCCAUCUCGCUGUUGCAGCAGAUUGACAUCGAUGCCAACGACUGUCAGGCCCUCGUGCUGGCUCCUACUCGUGAGUUGGCACAGCAAAUCCAAAAGGUUGUUUUGGCUCUUGGUGACUACAUGGAUGCACAAUGCCACGCUUGCAUUGGUGGAACCAACGUUCGUGAGGAUCUUCGCAAACUGUCACAAGGAGUCCACGUUGUCGUUGGAACACCUGGUCGUGUCUUCGACAUGAUCAAUCGACGAGCACUGAAGACGAACAGCAUCAAAGUAUUCGUGUUAGAUGAAGCCGACGAAAUGUUGUCUCGUGGUUUCAAGGAUCAGAUUUACGAUGUCUUCAAGAACUUGCCCGCUGAAGUGCAGGUAAUCCUGCUUUCCGCCACGAUGCCGGCCGAUGUCAUGGAAGUGACGAAUCACUUCAUGCGCAACCCAAUCCGAAUUCUUGUAAAGAAGGAGGAACUGACGCUUGAAGGUAUCAAGCAGUUCUACGUUCAGGUUGAGCGUGAGGAAUGGAAGUUGGAUACGUUGUGCGAUUUGUACGAUACGUUGAGCAUUACUCAGGCCGUCAUCUUCUGCAACACACGCAGGAAAGUCGACUGGCUUACAGAGAAAAUGCACGAAAGGGAUUUCACCGUGUCCGCCAUGCACGGUGAAAUGGAACAGAAGGAGCGCGACGUUAUUAUGCGCGAAUUUCGAUCUGGAUCUUCUCGUGUUUUGAUCACCACCGAUCUCCUUGCUCGCGGUAUUGACGUGCAGCAGGUUUCCCUCGUGAUCAACUACGAUUUGCCCAACCAUCGUGAAAACUAUAUCCACAGAAUUGGUCGUGGUGGACGAUUCGGUCGCAAAGGUGUGGCCAUCAAUUUCGUGACGGAGGAAGAUUGGCGCGUGCUACGUGACAUUGAACAGUACUACAAUACUACGAUUGAGGCUAUGCCCAUGAACGUGGCCGACCUCAUCUAAACAAACAGAAUUGAGACGAUUUGUUGCCCUUGUGCAUCUUGGCCUGACCGUGAUGACCCAUCGUGAGUUUGCAGUUUGAAGUGGAGCGUGCUGAUGUGUGAAGGCUGACUGCAUCGUCGUCGUCGGCUACAGGAGUGAUUUUUUUUUUACAUUAAGGUCAAAAUUUUUUGUUGUUUUUGUGCGCAUUUGGAUUGUCCGAGAAAGAAAAAGAUGAGAAAAAAAGAGAUCACGUGACACAUUACCAGCUCCAGCGUUGUUUCACAACAUCAGUACCUCGACUCUGUUGCUCCAAAUACAGUCAUGGCCGUUCAA
Molecule: messenger RNA, 1707 nt
Organism: Daphnia carinata
Lineage: Eukaryota; Metazoa; Arthropoda; Branchiopoda; Diplostraca; Daphniidae
Product: eukaryotic initiation factor 4A-I-like
Exons: 9
Coding region: 106-1395 (429 amino acids)
Molecular function (GO): RNA binding; RNA helicase activity; ATP binding
Source: RefSeq, a predicted model, not a curated record